This is a messenger RNA of Plasmodium relictum, 5523 nucleotides long. Its product is annotated as conserved Plasmodium protein, unknown function. The record is from RefSeq and is a predicted model, not a curated record. Lineage: Eukaryota; Apicomplexa; Aconoidasida; Haemosporida; Plasmodiidae. The coding region runs from base 1 to 5523 and encodes 1840 amino acids. The transcript has a single exon.
AUGAUUAAUUAUUUAAAAAAAUAUGUAAUAAUAAUUAUAAUUUUUCAAGUUUUUCUGAAAAAAAAAGAAGCCAUAAAAAUAAGGAGAUUUCAUGAGUAUUUAAAUUUUAUUCAACCUACCUUUUUCACAAAUACUUCGAAAUAUCAAAUUAAAACAAAUUUUAAUACUUUAAAGAAAAAAGAUAAAUAUAAUUCUUCAAGAGAAUAUUAUUUAGUGAAAAGGGAAAGGGAAUCAAAUGAAGGUGAUAAAGAAAAUGAUUACGCAAAUAAACCCUUGGAAGAAGAAAAUAAUAAUAACGAAGUAAUAAAUAAUAAAGAUAGUCAUUUUAAAAAUAAAAGAAAUAACGAUGAAAAAAGUGAAGUUUUAGAUAAUAGAAUCAAUAAUAAUAAUGAAUGUAUUGAUAAUGAUAAUAAUAUGUAUUUGAAUGGUGAAAUAUUAAAAGAAGAAGAAAUAAACGAGCAUAUGAAGUUUCAGCAAUGGAGUGAUAGAUUUCUUUUGUCAAAUGAGAAAAAUUUCUUUUAUGAUAUUGGAAAUAAGUGUAUAAAUACUAAAUAUUAUGAUAAAAUAAAUCAAAUAAAUGACAAAUUUUAUAAAAAAGAAUGUGUUUUAAAAGAUAGUUCAAUAAAAUUAACACCCUUUCAAAAUAAAACAGAAAAUGAAAAUAUAUGCCUAUCAUUAACUAAAAAUAUAAAGCAAAAAUUGAGUUAUGAUACAUAUGAAAAAAAAAAUAGUAAUAAUGAUAAUAUUAAUAAAGUAGAUAAUAAUUAUCAUAGUGACUGUACUAAUACACAUAACUAUAUAAAUGAUAAAAAUGUUUUUGUUCAAAAAGAAGUAAUUUUAAAUGAAGAGGAAAUACUGAAAUUAUCACAUAUUGAUUAUACAAAAAGAACUAACUUAAUAUUUCCAUCCAGAUCAUUAUAUAGUGCAGUUUAUAUAGGUAAGGAAGCCUUUAAUGAUUUUAUAGAGAAAGGAUUAUAUUCUAUUAAAUUAAGUUUAAAUAAAUAUUUAAAUAGCUAUUAUGAAUGUAACUUAAAAUCUAAUUUAGAUGAUAAAAUUUUUUUAAUGUUUAUAAUAAGAUAUAUAAAAAGUUAUAUAUUGAAUAUAAUUUAUAAAACAUUUCAAAUAAAAUUAUUAAAUGAAGUAGAAAUUGAAAAUGAUUCAAAUAUUUUACCAGAUAAAAAUAAACUAAUAAAUAAUGAGACGUAUUUAGAAUUAUCAUCAGAAUAUGAAGCAAUUAUAAACAUUCUAAUUCAUUUUUUUGAUAAAAUAAAAGAAUUGUUUAAAAUAAACGAAAAAGAAUUAAUCGAUUAUUUAGCAAAAAAAACUGAAACAAUAACUUACUCUACUCCAUAUAAUUUUAAAAGCAAUAAAGAAGCUGAAAGACACAUAAAUAACAUGUGGACUUUUUUUAAUUUUAAAAUAUUUAACAAUGAAUUGCCAAGUUUCGAUUCUAUUAAUUUUUAUUGGAUGAACAGCAAAGUGGAAAACCUAUUAAAAAUAAAGAAUAUGAAAUCAUAUAAAAUUGUUAAUAAGGAUUUUAUUAAUUUACCUAGCAUUAUGAUUUUCUCAAAUUUGAAAAAUUCUCCAAUAUUAUUAAAUUACAUGAUAUUAAAAAUGAUGUAUGAAUAUAGAAAUUUAUUAAAAGAUGAUAUAUUACCAUUUAAAGAAAUAAAAAAUUACCAAAAGUUAAAAAGAUUUGAUAUGACAAAGCAAAAAAUUAUAAAAUUUGUUCAUGGAAUAUCUGGUUUAUUAGAGAAUAUUGAUUUUUACUUUUAUACACCAUAUCUAGGUGAUCUAAACUUAUCUGGUAAGGAAUCAGCAAUUUUUUUUUCCUAUUUAAAAAAUGUUAGUGGUGAUAACGGUAAACUCCUUUAUAAUUUGGAAUACAAUAAUGAACUUUCUUUUUACAAUAAAAAUGAAAGAGAAAGUAGCAUUAAAACUAAAUAUUUUGGUAAAGAAUCUGAUUAUUCAAAUGUUUUUAAGGAAGAAGUACAAGAAGAACAAAAGGAAGCAGAAAAUAUAAAACAUAAAAAUGAUGAGAUAAAAUUAGAAGAGGAAGAUGAAGAAAUAGAAGAAGAUGAUUUAGUUUUUCUUCUUCUAAAAUCUAAUGUUACUAACGAUAUUGAUAAAGCUAUCCAUAUGGCUACUAAUGUUUAUAAAAAAAAAAAUAUAAAUAGUAUUUGGGGAAAUUCAUAUGAUAUAAAUUAUGAAAAUAUAGAAGAAAGAACAAAAAAAAUAAAUGAUUUAUCGAAAAAAGAGAAUAGUUUUCAAUUACAGCGUUUUAGAAUACCCUUAAAUGAAUUUUCUGCCUCACUUUUUUUAUGUGAUGCAAAUAAUUCAACAAAAUACUUAACUCAAAAUAUAGAAAAAUUAAAAGAAUUAAAUGAAUUUGAUUUAACAUUUGUACACAAUGCUUUAACAUAUUCAUGCUUAAGAUUCCUUCAUGACAGUGGGAAUGAAAAUGAAGAUGUGGAAGGUCUUUUGAAAAAAUUCGAAAAAAAUGAAAAAGUAGAAAUAACUAAUAAUAUAAUGGCUUUGCAAAUGAUGGUUGUUAUUGGAGAAUUAUUUAGAAACAUAAGAAAGAUGAGAAAUAAGGAAAAAUUUUCUUUUAAGAGAAUUUUGCAAACAGAUGUUAUAGUUGAUCUUUAUAAUAGUCAUAGUAUUUAUGAUGAACAUAUGAAUAUUAAUAAUAUGGAAUAUAUUAUGAAAAAUUUGAAAAUUGAUUAUCCCUUAAAAAGUAAUAUACUGUUGAAUGAAAAAAACAAAGAAGAAAUUGCUUAUUACUUUUUAAAUUAUUAUACAAAAUAUUUAUUUCGAUUUGAUUUGCCAAAUAAUAUAGUCAUUAAAUUUACAAGCGAUAUAUCUGGAUUAAGUUUUUAUGAUUAUAAUUUUGAUUACAUAUCCAAUGAUUCUGUCAUAUAUAUAAAUAAUGAUAUAAAUAGUUCUUUGAUAUUAUCACGAGUUUUGUUAGACGAAUGUCUAAAUAUUUACGAAAAAUACACUACUUAUAUUCAUAAAUAUGGUGGAAAUACUGAUAAUUCGACUAUCCAGAAAGCUAAAAGCAACUUAAAAAAAGAGAGUGAAGAAGAAGAAAAUAAAGAAAAAGAUAUGAUAAAAAAUGAUAAAAUUAAUAAUAGUAAAUUAGAUAAUGAAAAAUACACAAAUAAAGAGGAAAUUUGCGAAGAUUUUGAUAACAAAGACGAUGAUCCUGUUGAUGCAGAAGAUUAUGUAGAAGAAGAUAUUAAUGAAGAAAAUGUUAGCUUAAGUAACGUUAAAGAAAUAAAAACUAAGAAAAGUGAUAUUUAUGAAAAUUGUCAAGAAAAAAUAGAAGAGAAGGAAAGUGAAGAAGUAAUAGAUGAUGAACAUGUAGAUAUAUUUAACUACUUAAAAAUUAAUAGAAUCGUGCAGUUUAUUCGAUUUAUAAUUGAAUAUAAUAAUUGGCCUAUUUUUUUGGAUGAAACUAUAAAUUUAGAAAAUUACUUAAAUUCUACAGAAAUUAAUUUAUUUAAAAAUAUUAAACAUUUUAAUAACUUAAAUAAUUUCUACAUAAAUUUAAAAGAUUUUAAUAUAAAUAAAAACAGAAUUAUGCAAAUAAUUGAAAAUUCUAUAAAAAGAGAAGACUGCGAAAAUAUUUGGUUAGAAAAGAAAAUUCCUAUUAAGCAUAUUGCAUCAGCCUUAUUUACAAAUAAUUAUGUAAAUUUGUAUAAAAUACUUCAAAAAGGUAUAAAAGUUUUAAUUAAUCUGAAUUUAGAUGAAGUAAAUUUUAUUAUGAAUAAAUGUAAAUAUGCAGCUGAAAUUGUGUAUUAUAAAAGAUUGGAGGAAAUCAAAUCAUCAAGUAACAAUUUAAUUUUUACCAUGUAUAAUGAAAAUUUGAGUUCUAUAGAAUAUUAUUUUGAUAAAUUAAAAGAAAAAAUUAUUUUAAUUAAAUUAGUUAAAAAUGAAGAUGUUUUCCAAAUCCUUGCAAACUUAAUAACUAGUUUUCUACCAAAUUCUACGAAAUAUCCAAAGGAAGUUGAUAUAAAAGAUAAUGUAAAAAAAGAAGAUAUUAAUAAAUUUAUAUUUUUAUGUGAUAAAGAGAAAAAAAAAUGUGGAAUAGCGAAUGAAUUAAAUAGAAAAAAUGUUACUUAUAAUUUAUUUAAUUUUUUUAAUAAAGAAAUAUUUGAUAGUAAAAUAAAAAAUGUGGAAAUAGAAUUUGUCAAAGACGAUAAAAUAUUGUCUAGUCACGCAAAUUUUAUUAAUACAUUUGAAAACUCAAAGAUAUUAAUAAACGACAAUGUUUUUUCAGUUAAUAUUCUGUCUAAUGUACUGUUAAAAGAAAUGGCAGAAAUUUUUUAUUUUUAUAAUGAAAGUAGUAUAGAAAAAGAAAACAAAUUGUAUCUCAAUAAUAAUUUUAAGAGUGCAUAUUUGCCUGUUAUAAAUAAAUAUUCUAAAAGUUUUCAGAAUGUUGAAAACAAGGAGUUUUUUGAUUUUGUAGCAAAAGAUAUACAGAGUAAAAAAAAAAAAAAAGAAAGUAAUGAUAAUAUAGAUGAAAGUAAAUUAAAUGAAAAUGAAAUUAUUGAAUAUGAAAAUAAAAAGGAAGAUAAUGAAAAUGCAUUUCAUAAUAGUGAAAAUAAAAAUUUUCAAAGGGAAUACUUUGCUGCAGAAAAGGAUAAAUACGACAUUGAAAAAUUAAUUGACAAAAUUGCAAAUUAUGAUCAUGAUGAAAUGUUUAAAGAAAUAUUAGAAUUUAGAAAAUAUAAAUAUAAUGAUAGUACUGAAAUUCAAAAAUGUCUUGAAGAAUAUUUAUUUACAUAUGAUAAAAUAAAUAUGAUAAAAUAUUCUUCUUCAGAGGCAAGUAAAAAUAAUAUGAGUGAACAAAAUGAGAAAGAAAACAAAAAUGCAGAAAAAGAAUUGUGUUACGAACCACAUGAUAUAAAAUCAAUUUAUUUAAAUUACAUGUAUAAAUAUAUAGAAUAUAUUAUAAAUAAAAAAGAGUUACCAAUCAAUUUUAAUUACAUAAAUGACGAAUGGAUAAAUUCAUUAACAGAAUUAGAAAAUCAAAAAAUUUUAGAUUAUUCUACUAAAAAAUAUACAGGACAUUUAUAUGACUUACUAAUUAAUAGUAAUGCUUGUUCAUCUAAAAGAGCUUUGCAUAUUUUAGAUUUAAGCUUAAGUAAAAAUGGAAAUGAAGAUUUAACAGAAACUACUGUUUCAAGUAGUGAUAUAAAUCAUUCUAUUAAAAAUUUUGAUGAAUAUAUUUUAUGGGUAUCUAACAAUAAAAGAAAAACUUUUGAAAAAUUAAAUGCAGAUGAUGUAUUAAAUUCUGAUACACCUGAUAAUGUAAAAAAAGAAAUAAAAGAUGUCAUUGAGGAAUAUAAUGCUAUAAAUGAAACAAAUGCAAAUAAAGACCUAGAUCCUAAUAAUGUAACUAUUGACAACUUAAAAGAUUUAGUUAAAAAACAUAACAUUUCAAAAGAAGAAUUACAAGCAGCAAUAAGCCAAUUAGAUAUGCCGAGUGAUUUUGAUAUCAAUUCAUUAUUUUAA